AAAAUGCAGCGCUGACGGGCCCCCCUUCAUGCCCGGGCCGGGUACGCUUGUCCCCCCUGUCCCCCCCUGAUGGCGGCCCUGCCCCUAGCCACAGAGCUUUGCUGGCACUGGUGUUCACCAGUAUCUUUUUUGGGGCCUUCAUCAAUUACCUAUUUCAGCUUAGGACACCAGAAGUUAACAUUUAGCUAGGUAAGAUGUCUUACUAACCCCUGGUUUUACCACCAGUACAACAUAGGCCUAGGAUGGAUAUAAGGAAGGUAGGUAUGGUAGGAUUUGCAGCAGAAGACUGGGCUGGAUAUGGUGGAUCACUGGUUAGCACUUUGGUCUUGCACUACUGGAAUCUUAUUUGAUUCUGACCUGGACACUAUCUCUAUUACCUGCACAGGUUUCCUCCAACACUCCAAAAAAAUUCAGGCAUGUCCAUUGGUUUCUGCUAAAACUGGCCCUAGUGUCUGUGAAUGUGGUAGGGACUUUAGAUUAUAAGAUCUGCUGGGGCAGUUACUGAAAUUUGCCUUCUCUAAACGAAUGACUGUUAUUUACUAACAUAAAAGCAGCACUCAAAGGAGAUCAUCAUCAGAUUCCAAAUCCAGUUAAAGCUGUGCAACUAUCAGUUUUCUCAUGGUUCCCCAAGCACCUGCUUGCAGGUCAACCCAGGUCUCAUGUGUAUAUAAACCAUAGCCUCCUUUAAGAGCCUCAAAAACUGAAAGCUUGUUCUCUAGAGGUCCAGCUCUUUGUAUCAGUGCUCUCCCUGUAAAGAUGAAGGUCUUGUGUCUUCUGCUGGCUUGGAUUGGCUUGUGCCAUGGACAAGUAAAGCUAGGUAUAUAUAACCUAGAAAGUAUACUGAGCGUGUCUGGCUUGUCUGCUGGAGUUUAUAUGGCCAACCAGUACCACCUUGCCCAGUCCAAGAAGAUGGUGGGAGCUGCAUUUUUUGCUGGAGGUCCUUUUUACUGUGCCCAGGGAAGCAUGCUUACUGCCACCAAUGCCUGCAUGAAACUACCCUACAGUAUUAAUGUCAACACCCUGGUCAGUAAAACCAAGAGUUAUGCCACUUCCAUGCUCCUCGACCCCAUAUCCAACCUCGCAGGGCAGAAAGUCUUCAUCUUCUCGGGCUCCAAAGACACAGUGGUUGUCCCAGGAGUGGUAAAGAAGCUGGAGGAGUAUUACACAUCUUUUAUAACUAGUCCUGGAGCCAUCAAAACAGUCUAUGAUGUCCCAGCACAGCAUGGCAUGCCAACCGACAGCUAUGGAGGCUCCUGCGGCUUAACCAAUUUAAAUUACAUCAACAACUGCGAUUACAACGGAGCCUAUGAAGCCUUGAACCACAUUUAUGGAGAUCUCCAGAAGCCAAGCAGUUCUGCAGAACUCACUGGGCAGUUAAUUCUGUAUGACCAGUCGGAAUAUUUUAACUGGGCCGCUCCUUCCACCUAUGGGAUGGACACAGCUGGAUAUGUGUAUGUUCCUUCUUCCUGCCAGUCUGGAGAAAAGUGCAAACUCCACAUUGUAUUUCAUGGAUGCCUCCAAGGAAGAGAGAAAGUCGGAGACCGAUUUGCCAGAAACGCAGGUUACAACCAGGUGGCCGAUCUGAAUAACUUCAUUAUCUUGUACCCUCAAGCCAAGUCCAACAUGUCCAACCCCAAUGGAUGCUGGGACUGGUGGGGAUUCACUGGAAUGUAUUACGCUAAUAAGAACGGCUAUCAGAUGACUGGCGUCGAAAGGAUGAUGCUGCGGACCCUUGGCAAAUAGUAACAAAGUUGGGAAAAAUUCUAUUGAAGCUCAUUCAAAUUUACCCUAGUGUGGGCUACCAUGUGGGCUUAUCUGUAAAAUGUGUAUAUUAUGUAUGUGAAUAUUAG
Xenopus laevis (African clawed frog) is the source of this 1850-nucleotide messenger RNA. RefSeq lists its product as uncharacterized. The transcript is spliced from 11 exons. The record is from RefSeq and is a predicted model, not a curated record. Lineage: Eukaryota; Metazoa; Chordata; Amphibia; Anura; Pipidae. The coding region runs from base 757 to 1743 and encodes 328 amino acids.